This is a messenger RNA of Nematolebias whitei (Rio pearlfish), 1774 nucleotides long. It is a transcript of the gene nacc1b, whose product is annotated as nucleus accumbens associated 1, BEN and BTB (POZ) domain containing b. Gene Ontology annotation, biological process: regulation of transcription by RNA polymerase II. Lineage: Eukaryota; Metazoa; Chordata; Actinopteri; Cyprinodontiformes; Rivulidae. The record is from RefSeq and is a predicted model, not a curated record. Bases 1 to 1752 code for a protein of 583 amino acids. The transcript is spliced from 7 exons. Gene Ontology annotation, molecular function: RNA polymerase II cis-regulatory region sequence-specific DNA binding; protein binding; DNA-binding transcription factor activity, RNA polymerase II-specific.
AUGUCUUCCACUGAGGAAGAUGAGUCGGGGGACUUGAGGGUUGGCCUGCCAUUACCAGGGCUGAGGUCACUGAGGAAGUUAAAGGUUUACGGUGGCAGGACUCUUAAGGCCCACCGUGCGGUGCUGGCAGCCAGCAGCUCCUACUUUCGAGAUCUGUUCAAUGCUGUAGGGAAGAGCUCUGUGGUGGAGCUACCUCCAGCCGUGCAACCACAGAGCUUCCAGCAGAUUCUGGCUUUCUGCUACACGGGACGCCUCAGCAUGAACAUUGGAGACCAGUUUCUGCUCAUGUACACUGCUGGCUUCCUCCAGAUCCAACAGAUCAUGGAGAAAGGCACAGAGUUUUUCCUCAAGGUCUCCUCUCCAAGCUGCGACUCGCAGGGUCUCCACACCGAGGAGACCCCGUCCUCUGAGCCUCAGAGUCCCGUCACUCAAACAGUGGGAACGGGUGGAGUGGGCGUUGCUGCUGCUUCUGUAGGAAGGCCUGCUUCUUGUCUGACGCCCCUCCCCCUGGUGUCUAAGGUUAAGACUGAACAGACCCCCGCUACACCUCAGCCAGCGUCACAGCAGCAGCAGGAAGGCUCACCAUACUCUGUGGUUUGCACUCCCGUGGCCAAGAGACUAUGGGAGGGGGGAAGCCGAGAUGGGGGAGGAGGGUCCGGAGGCGGCGGGGGAGGUGGAAUGAGGAAGGCUGCACGCUACUCGUCCUCUUCUUUCUCCUCGUCUUCCACCACGGUUCUGCUACAGGAUGCCUCUGGGCGCGGACCAGCUAACUCUGCCAUGGUGGGAAGUGGCAGUGCCACUUCAGUGGGAGGAGCUGGACUCAACAGUAACCAAAACAAUAACAACAGUGGUGGGACCCCUGAGGGCACAAGUCCAGGCACACUGAGCAUGUACACCAGCGACUCGCCCAUCAGUUACCACGACGAUGAGGAAGAGGACGACAUAGCUGAUGAGUCGGCUGAAGAGCAGUACAGACAGAUCUGCAACAUGUACACCAUGUACAGCAUGCUGAACGCUGGAGCUGCAGUGGUCGGGGAGCCAGUUGAGGCUCUGCCAGACUUGGCUCCGGAUUCAGGUGGCGGACGGGGAGGCAGAGGGGGGCGGUCCCGGCAGGACCUGGCAUCGCUGCCCGCCGAGCUCAUCAGCCAGAUCGGCAACCGCUGCCACCCAAAGCUGUACGAGGAAGGUGACCCUGCCGAGAAACUGGAGCUGGUGAGCGGCACCUCCGUCUUCAUCUCCCGCGCCCAGCUCAUGAACUGCCACGUCAGCGCUGGGACGCGCCACAAAGUGCUCCUCAGACGGCUGCUGGCAGCGUUCUUUGACAGGAGCACUCUGGCUAACAGUUGUGGAACUGGCAUCCGCUCCUCAACCAACGACCCGAGCCGCAAACCUUUGGACAACAGAGUGCUGCAUGCUGUCAAAUUCUACUGCCAGAACUUUGCACCGAGCUUCAAGGAGAGCGAGAUGAACGCCAUCGCAGCCGACAUGUGCACCAACGCUCGCCGCGUCGUCCGCAAGAGCUGGAUACCCAAGCUUAAACUGCUGAUGGCCGACAGCGACGCCUACUCCGCUUUCCUGGCUGACAGUGUGAAGAUAGAAGCCGACGCCCUGGGGGUGGAGCAAGGCUUUGACCCCGCCUCUCUGGAAGCUGUUACAACAGCACCUACUGCCAGUAGUAAUGAAUCUGGAGGCGGAGCUAUGACAGCGGACACCAUCCAGGGGGCAGGAGGAGACGGCAGCACUUUGUUUUGAGUGAGUGAUCGAACACAGACAG